Molecule: messenger RNA, 1897 nt
Organism: Doryrhamphus excisus (bluestripe pipefish)
Lineage: Eukaryota; Metazoa; Chordata; Actinopteri; Syngnathiformes; Syngnathidae
Product: neuromedin-U receptor 1-like
Biological process (GO): neuropeptide signaling pathway
Cellular component (GO): plasma membrane
Molecular function (GO): neuromedin U receptor activity
Source: RefSeq, a predicted model, not a curated record
AAAGCUUGUUUUUUCUCCCAUACCUUCAACUUUUGUUCAUUUCACGAAGAACAGAAUAAUUUCAUUGAGGACUACAAUCUGCAGACAGGAGUGAUGCCGCAGCUAAACUGCUCCCGUGCAAGUCUUUUCGGUAGCGACGUCUCCAGCGAUAUAGGGUGCAAAGAUGCAGCUUUGCUUUGUGGUAUGAACAUCUCCUGGUUGCUGGAGAACGCCACCGAGCAGGAAGUGGAUGAAAUGUGCUUGAGCGAGGAGGAAUAUCUUGCCAGGCAACUCGGACCGCCGAGGUCCCCUCUGUUCCUUCCCGUCUGUGUCACCUACCUGAUCAUCUUCUUGGUGGGCGUUCUGGGUAAUUCCCUCACCUGUGCGGUCAUCUUGCGCUACAAGGUGAUGCAGACGCCAACCAACUACUACCUGUUGAGCCUCGCCGUGUCGGACCUGCUGGUGCUGCUGCUGGGCAUGCCUCUGGAGCUCUACGAGAUGUGGCAGAACUAUCCCUUCCUGCUUGGGGAGGGGGGAUGCAAUUUCAAAAUCUUUCUGUUUGAGACCGUCUGCUUCGCCUCCAUCCUUAACGUCACGGCGCUCAGCGUGGAACGCUACCUGGCCGUCGUGCACCCGCUCAAGGUCAAACACAUGGCAACAUCCUCCCACGUCAAGAAGGUCGUCUUCAUGCUGUGGUUGCUCUCCAUGCUGUGUUCUGUUCCCAACACCAGCCUGCACGGGAUUGUGGUGCUGCCUCCGAGGUUCGGACGACACUUCCCGCGUUCUGCUAUCUGCCAUUUGGUCAAGCCCAAAUGGAUGUACAACCUAAUCAUCUUGAUUUCCACGCUGGCCUUCUUUAUCCUUCCCAUGCUGAUUAUUAGCAUCCUCUACUUACUUAUCGGGUUUGAGCUGCAUAAGGAGAGAGUGGCGACGACCGUGGAUGAUCGGUGCAGCUUUGGACCAGAAACCCUCAGCAGAGCUCACAGGCAGAAGAUGAAUGAACGCAACUUUCAAGUCACCAAAAUGCUGUGUGUGUUGGUGAUAGUGUUCGGCCUCUGCUGGGCCCCCUUCCACGUGGACCGUCUGAUGUGGAGCUUUAUGGACACGUCCAUUGAACAGCACAUCAAGAUUUUCGAACACGUUCACAUUGUCUCCGGUGUCUUCUUCUACUUGAGCUCCGCCAUCAACCCCAUCCUCUACAACCUCAUGUCCACCCGUUUCCGUGAAAUGUUCAGUCACAUCACUUGCUACAGAAACAGAUGUCCGCUACGCUCGGGCGUGGAGAUGACGCAGCGCAGCAACUUGAGUCAGAAAACACAGAGCAGCUCCAAAUGGACUCAAAGUUCAGUGCUGAAGCAAACGAUAUUGAAUAAGGAAGGCUGAAUCGCCAUUGGAAGAACAUUGGUCAAUGUUUUAUUCAUCCAUUCAACAUCAUCCACGGUGCAUUCAGUGCAUGGGUGAAAAUGAUCAAAAGCACCAGUUAUGACCUUGACAUGAGCAGGAUAGGAUGAGCUGUCGCGCUAAUGGGUAAUGAAUGAUGCUAAAGGAAUACAGUAGAGAAUGUACAUAAAAGAUUUUACAUAAAACGUACUUUACUGCGUGUACUGUAAUUCUACCAAGGAACUACAACUUCAGAAAGACUGAAUAGUAUUGGAUGGAAGCAGUAAUUCUAGAGGGGAUGAGAAGAUGAGGAGAUAACGACUUAUGCGGCCACUGGUGGGAGAAGAGAUUAACAUACAAAUGAUAGAAAACCAUUUUAAUGCAUUGGAAGAAUCAUCCAUGAAUUGUCAUGAAAUUAAGUCACUUGUGAUGGACUGAGAGUAACGACUGCAUAUGCUGCAUAAAUGUGCGUCCACAGCGCAAGCCUGUUUUUGGGUUCAUCUGGGGUAUUUUCUGGAAAUAUAAUUGAACAAGAAAA